Lycium barbarum (goji berry) is the source of this 1039-nucleotide messenger RNA. RefSeq lists its product as uncharacterized. The record is from RefSeq and is a predicted model, not a curated record. The coding region runs from base 321 to 842 and encodes 173 amino acids. Lineage: Eukaryota; Viridiplantae; Streptophyta; Magnoliopsida; Solanales; Solanaceae. The transcript is spliced from 3 exons.
UUGCCAACCCAUCUUUCAGAAACUCUCUGUAAUUUAAGCAAAAGUUUGAUUAUCAUUAAUACUCCUUUUUUAAUACUAGGGGAGUCAUAGUAUAGUGUAGUAGUAGUACAAUUACAGAUGAGAAGAACUUUCUUCAUCUUCUUGUUUUCUCUGAAAGCUCUCUAUAUAUUUUAUUUCAAUAUCACACCAUAUCUUGAUCUUCUUCUUUGUUCAUGCAAGAUCCAAAGAACUCUUCACAAGCAAGGUAUGUGCUCAUAAUAUUUGCAAAAAGCAAAGGAAAAUGAUGGAGAAGAAGAUGGAAGGCUUGGUACCAAAAGGCAAUGGAAAUGGCCUCUCUAUGGAGAACCUUUCCCAAGCCAAGUGAAAUUCCCACAACAAAUCCUACAUUAUGGAGAAGCAUUUCUAAGUCAUCAAGAGAGAUUUCAACCACAAAUUCCGAUAGACAAAAACUAAGAAGAUGCACCUCCUUAAGGGUGGCAACUUCUUUCACUAGAGUUUGUUUAUGUGCGCCAAUUUCUUCCUAUACAGAAGUCUUUCAAGCAGAGCAUGUUGUUCCACCAAGAAAAAGUAAUAGUUAUUAUAAUUCUAGAACAAAGCCAACGACUAUUUCACAAGAAAGAAUUCCAAGUGGAAGGAUGAGCUUGGAAGGGAGGAAAAUUUUCAGAGGAAAAUCUUUGAAUGAUGAUGUGUUAAUGAGGAGAUUUGUGAUUGAAGAAGAAGCAAUGAUGCAAGUUAGGAGAAGGAAUCAAAUGGAAGUUAUUAGGAGAAGAAAUUCUUUGAGAAGAAGAAAAAAGCUUGGGCCAAGUCCUUUAAGUAGAAUGGUUUUGGCUGAGGAAGAUUGAAGUUUACUUUUACUUUCUUUAUGUCCACUUAAUUUGCCAUAUAGCCAUUUGAGUAUGUCUAGGUUCUUUCCUAAAUGGUGUUGCCUAAUGGCUUGUGUCCCUUGAUGACACUUUUGUCCAUUUGUUUCUAUGAAAAUUUCACAACUUUACAAAAGAAAAAAUAGUGAUAAUGAAAAUUAUAAGGCUCUUCUUAAAGC